UUAUCAAAUUUUAUCAGAAGUAAAGAAACUGAGAUAAGAUGUUAUCAAAUAGGAUGUGCCUGUCGUCAUUGACAUUUUUGAAACAAAACAAAUUAAAACUGAACACAAGACUGAUAUCAGACUUUGUGAAAAUAGUGGAAGUUGGACCACGAGAUGGUCUUCAAAAUGAACCAAAUAUUGUUCCUACAGAGACGAAAAUAAAGCUUAUUAACGAGCUCUCAGAAACAGGACUUUCGGUUGUCGAAGCAACAAGUUUUGUUUCGCCAAAAUGGGUCCCACAAAUGGCUGACCACAAUGAAGUCAUGAGGGGUAUCACGAAAAAGAAUGGAGUGAAUUACCCAGUUCUGACCCCUAAUUUGAAGGGGUCUCAAUCAGCAAUAUCCGCGGGAGCUAAAGAGGUCGCAAUUUUUGGUGCAGCGUCGGAAGCGUUCAGUCUAAAGAAUAUCAACUGCUCUAUCGAAGAAAGUCUGGGAAGAUUCAAAUCUGUAUUGGAAGCAGCGAAAAAUCAAAAUGUGCCAGUGAGAGGAUAUGUGUCUUGUGUAUUAGGCUGCCCUUACCAAGGGAAAGUACCCACUGGGGAGGUGGUAAAAGUGGCCCUAAAAAUGAUCGAAAUGGGAUGCUAUGAAAUAUCUCUUGGUGAUACAAUCGGUGUUGGUACAGCAAUAAAAAUGAAAGAGCUUCUAAAACAUGUUCUAUCUGAAAUAGCUUCUGAAAAAAUUGCUGUGCAUUGCCAUGAUACAUAUGGACAGGCACUUGGUAACAUUGUGGCGGCUUUAGACCAAGAUAUAAGAAUUGUAGACUCCUCUGUAGCUGGCUUGGGAGGUUGCCCUUAUGCGAAAGGGGCAUCUGGCAAUGUUGCCAGCGAGGAAGUCGUUUAUAUGUUGCAUGGGUCUGGCAUAGAUACUGGGAUUGAUUUGGAUAAAUUAGUUGAUGUUGGCUCCUUCAUAAGUAAUGCACUUGGAAGAAAAAACUCUUCUAAAGCAGGAGUUGCUAUUCUAAUGAAUCGAGAUAAAAAGUGAUAUAUUUUUUCAUUUAGAAUAAUUUCUUAUAUAUUGCACUUUUAAUUGAAAUAAAUAUCGAAUUAUGAAUUUA
Molecule: messenger RNA, 1092 nt
Organism: Styela clava
Lineage: Eukaryota; Metazoa; Chordata; Ascidiacea; Stolidobranchia; Styelidae
Product: hydroxymethylglutaryl-CoA lyase, mitochondrial-like
Biological process (GO): ketone body biosynthetic process; L-leucine catabolic process
Molecular function (GO): hydroxymethylglutaryl-CoA lyase activity
Source: RefSeq, a predicted model, not a curated record